Emericellopsis atlantica is the source of this 851-nucleotide messenger RNA. RefSeq lists its product as uncharacterized. NCBI's taxonomy places the organism in Eukaryota, Fungi, Ascomycota, Sordariomycetes, Hypocreales, Bionectriaceae. The transcript is spliced from 3 exons. The record is from RefSeq and is a predicted model, not a curated record. The coding region runs from base 203 to 508 and encodes 101 amino acids.
GGAGGACCGACUCGGACAAAGCUGUGGUGGAGAUGACGUCGGGAACGCGACCAAUCAGACUGACCCCAUCGCCAUUUCACCCACGAUCUCCCGACCUGCCCCAGACAGCUCGCGCUCAACGGGUGGUCGUCUUCCCACUUCAUCCGGCACGUCAUCCCUCUCCCUUGUACCAACAUCAAGUCGAAAUCAGCCCACAGAAAAGAUGAUUGGAGCCUCGAGAAUACUGCUACGCGGCGGCGCGCGUACGUUCCACACGUCGGCGAGGAGGAUGGCGGAUGCUGCGCCAUUGCCUCCGAGGCGACCCAUGGGUGCUUUCCGCGGAGGUCUCUUCGGAUUCCUCUUCGGUACUGUUCUCUCUGGCAGCGCUGUCUAUUCCUACCUCGUGGGGGAGUAUAAGGCCUCGAACGACCUGUUGACCGAGGACAUCUACACCCUGCAAGCCUCCGUCACGCGCCUCACAAACUACGUUCAGAACCUCGAGACCCGCCUACAGGAGAAGAAGAAAUAGCUGCCACCUGCGAGGGCUGGCUUGAAGAAGAGCAUUCAGUAACAAGGGAGCAAAGUUUUGAGCAAGAAUGCGAAACAUACAUGUAUCACUAGCCGUGAGAUGGACAUGUCCAGGGUCAGAUGCAGUCAGAUAGUCUGGCAGUGAUUCAGGCCAUCUAUUCUUGGAGCUGCCAUUGCGGCACUAAGGCGAGAGAGUAAAUGUCAAACCAAUACGUUCAAACAUCAGACACACAGGCAUAUUGCAUCAUAGUCGUAAAGGAUAUCAUUGUCAACUGUAAAAUCCCCUUUUGGGGACAUCCAUGAACCAGCGCCCGUAAGUCAUCAAAAGCUAUGAUUUAGUUCCU